GUGGUGCGGGGGGAGUGCCGGGGCCGGGAGGGGGUGAGGGUGUCGCUUAGCUACGGGGACGAUGGCGGCGACGGCGGUUUCGUGCAGCUUGAGCUUGAGCUUGGCCACCGCUGUCUGGCUCCUGCUGGCGGCGGCGGCGGUGGGCUGCGCCGGCUCGGAGGCCGACGGGACGGGCGGCAGCAGCGGGGAGCGGUUCAGAAUCGAAGGGCGAGCCGUGGUGCCCGGCAUCAAGCCGCAGGAGUGGAUCCACACGGCCCGGGUGCUGGUGGAGGGAGAGGAACACAUCGGCUUCUUCAAGACAGAUGGAACUUUCACUGUAAAUGAUGUUCCCUCUGGUUCAUAUGUGGUGGAGGUCGUAUCACCAGCAUAUAGAUUUGAACCUGUGCGAAUAGACAUAACCUCCAAGGGUAAAAUCAGAGCAAGACAAGUGAACUAUUUAAAGGCAUCUGAAGUUAUUCGGUUACCUUAUCCUAUCCAAAUCAAAUCUGCUGGACCUCCUCCAUACUUCAUGAAGAGAGAAACUUGGGGAUGGUCAGAUUUCCUCAUGAAUCCUAUGGUAAUAAUGAUGGUUCUUCCAUUGCUAAUCAUCCUUCUCCUGCCUAAAGUAGUCAAUACCAAUGAUCCUGAGAUGCGAAGGGAGAUGGAACAGUCUAUGAACAUGUUAAACCCCAACCAUGAGCUGCCAGAUGUUUCAGAGUUCAUGACUCGACUUUUUUCCUCCAAAUCAUCUAAAUCUGGAAGUGGCAAUAAGUCUGGCAAGAGUGGAGCUGUGAAAAGGAGAUAAUUCCUCCUUGGGAACGCAAUUCAAUUCAACAAAUAUAUGCACAUGUGCCUGUUUGUGCUCUCAUUUAAAAAAAACAGUCAAACGAAUACUGGGAGCUUCCUUCGAUCAGAAACUUUAAUUGAUUUUGUGGAAGACUGUGCGUUUUAUAUUUGCAUGUAUUAAAACAUCAAACGUUCUGUGUGCUUUCAGUGAUAUUAAUACAUUCUGAUGGAUUUCCUGUAAUUUUAAUCAAGGUACAAUACAGUGUAGUAUUCUAGUUUAUUUACUGCCACUUUGGGUAAGUAUUUUUAAUUCAUUCAAAGACCGUUGAAGCAUACUAAAGUAAUAUAAAAGUAAAUAUUUCAGAUACCUGUUCACUUUCUGAUGUACAACAAAGUUGCAAACCUCAGAUUAAUAUAUUAAAGGUAACUGUUCAGAGCUAUGUAUAUUUGAAGUGCACAAAAUAAAGUGAUACAAAUGUAUUGUGA
Molecule: messenger RNA, 1251 nt
Organism: Callorhinchus milii (elephant shark)
Lineage: Eukaryota; Metazoa; Chordata; Chondrichthyes; Chimaeriformes; Callorhinchidae
Gene: emc7b
Product: ER membrane protein complex subunit 7b
Exons: 5
Coding region: 62-784 (240 amino acids)
Cellular component (GO): EMC complex
Molecular function (GO): carbohydrate binding
Source: RefSeq, a predicted model, not a curated record